GCCUCGCCCUCCUUUCCUUUUAUUCCCGGCCCCACCCGCCAAAAUGAACAGCUCGGACGAGGAGAAGCAGCUGCAGCUCAUCACCAGUCUGAAGGAGCAAGCAAUAGGCGAAUAUGAAGACCUUAGAGCAGAGAACCAGAAAACAAAGGAGAAGUGUGACAGAAUUAGGCAAGAACGAGAUGAAGCUGUUAAAAAACUGGAGGAAUUUCAGAAAAUUUCUCACAUGGUUAUAGAGGAAGUUAAUUUCAUGCAGAACCAUCUUGAAAUAGAGAAGACUUGUCGAGAAAGUGCUGAAGCUUUGGCAACAAAGCUAAAUAAAGAAAAUAAAACAUUGAAAAGAAUUAGCAUGUUAUACAUGGCCAAGCUGGGACCAGAUGUAAUAACUGAAGAGAUAAACAUUGAUGAUGAAGAUUCAGCUACAGACACAGAGGGUGCCUCUGAGACUUGCGUCUCAGUACAAUGUCAGAAGCAAAUCAAAGAACUUCGAGAUCAAAUUAUAUCUGUUCAGGAGGAAAAGAAGAAAUUAGCCAUUGAGUUGGAAAAUCUCAAGAGCAAACUUGUAGAAGUAAUUGAAGAAGUAAAUAAAGUUAAACAAGAAAAGACUGUUUUAAAUUCAGAAGUUCUUGAACAGAGAAAAGUCUUAGAAAAAUGCAAUAGAGUGUCCAUAUUAGCUGUAGAAGAGUAUGAGGAAAUGCAAGUAAACCUGGAGCUGGAGAAGGACCUUCGAAAGAAAGCAGAGUCAUUUGCCCAAGAGAUGUUCAUUGAACAAAACAAGCUAAAGAGACAAAGCCACCUUCUUCUACAGAGCUCUGUGCCCGACCAGCAACUCUUGAAAGCUUUAGAUGAAAAUGCAAAGCUUACCCAGCUCCUUGAAGAAGAGAGAAUUCAGCAUCAGCAAAAGGUCAAAGAAUUAGAAGAAAAACUAGAAAAUGAAAUGCUCCACAAAGAGAUACACAACCUCAAACAGCAAUUGGAACUUCUAGAAGAAGAUAAAAAGGAAUUGGAAUUGAAAUACCAGAAUUCUGAGGAGAAAGCCAGAAAUUUAAAGCACUCUGUUGAUGAACUCCAGAAACGAGUGAACCAGUCUGAGAAUUCAGUGCCUCCACCACCUCCUCCUCCACCACCACUCCCCCCACCACCUCCCAAUCCUAUCCGGUCUCUCAUGUCCAUGAUUCGGAAGCGAUCCCACCCUAGUGGCAGUGGUGCUAAGAAAGAAAAGGCAACUCAACCAGAAACAACUGAAGAAGUCACAGAUCUAAAGAGGCAAGCAGUUGAAGAGAUGAUGGAUAGAAUUAAAAAGGGAGUUCAUCUUAGACCAGUUAAUCAGACAACCAGACCGAAGGCAAAGCCAGAAUCUUCAAAAGGCUCUGAAAGUGCAGUGGAUGAACUAAAAGGAAUACUGGGGACACUUAACAAAUCCACUAGUUCAAGAAGCUUAAAAUCCCUUGACCCUGAAAACAGUGAAACUGAGUUAGAAAGGAUUUUGCGUCGCAGAAAGGUGACAGCAGAAGCAGAUAGCAGUAGUCCAACCGGGAUAUUAGCCACCUCAGAGUCCAAAUCCAUGCCAGUGUUGGGUUCUGUAUCCAGUGUAACAAAAACAGCCUUGAACAAGAAAACUCUGGAGGCAGAAUUCAACAGCCCGUCCCCCCCAACACCUGAGCCAGGUGAAGGGUCCCGUAAAUUGGAAGGAUGCACAAGUUCCAAGGUUACAUUUCAGCCUCCCAGUAGCAUUGAAUGCAGGAGAAAAGACAUUGGCGAUGAAAAACAAGCUGAACCAGUUGUAGUUUUAGAUCCUGUUUCGACACAUGAACCCCAAACCAAAGACCAGGUCGCUGAAAAAGAUCCUACUCAACACAAGGAAGAUGAAGGUGAAAUUAAACCAGAAAACAAAGAAGACAGCAUUGAAAAACUGAGCGAGACAGACAGCUCCAGCUGCUGAUCUGUAAACCAGAAGCCUAACAUGUUUGCUAGUCCUUUUCAAUUAGCACAUGAUUUGUUUUGGUGUUAUUGGCAAGGGCUAUAGGCAUUCUGUUCUGGUCACUGUAUUCAGAAUACAGGUUCUUUCCUGGUGUCACUUUUGUAAGUAGCAAGUAUAAACAUAAGUAAGCUGUUUAUUAGCAAAAUACCCAUCCUAAGUAGUUUUUUGUUUUUUGGUCUUUAUAGGAAUAAGAUUUUUCCUAGUUACUGUAUUAAGUAUGACUUAUUUUAGAAGGUUACAAAAAAAAUUCAGAUGUUAAUAUCUUUAGGAAAUGUGCAUAACACUCAUCAAAUGGAAUGCUGAAAGUUUGAGGUGCUUGUAGAUAAUUGAAUAAAAAAAACUGACCAAUCUAAUGUGAUUUUAAAAACCCCCAGAGAAGAUUCUGUUUUGGGUCUGAUCCUCUCUUGAUGGAGAAAUUGCAGCAGCAUGAAAAUUAUUGGGUACUGUGGCAUACAGGUUAUUUUCUAGGGUAGACUGAGAUAAGCUUAAAAUUCGCGAGCUGCCAUCAAACUAGUAGUCCUGUAAUCAAUGUUAAUUACACACAUUGUUAACUAUUGGAUGAAAAAUACAAGCCUGAUUGUGUCCAAAGCCUCCCAAGGACCUUGGGGGGGAUGCUCUUGUGGCCUGAAUACAGAAUUGAGGUGAAAGUCCAGACCUUGAAUUUAACAGUAAUAUCUUGGUAAACCAUGUGCACUGUGGUAUGAGUUAAUUGUGUUUUCCCAUAUACUAAUGUGGCACAAGUACCAUAUUUUUUUCACAGUUCUUAUGUACAGUGAAGAUAAGUGACAAGCACACAUUUUUCUUGCUUCACUGCUGUUCUAUAUUACACAGUUUUGUUGUUUUGUUUUGUUUUGUUUUUUAAAGAAAUUAAGUGGUAGAUAGUCUCUAAAAAUACAGUGUUUCAGGCUACCACAAUGAAUAAAUAGAAAUGUAAUCAGGGAUUUUUUUUUUUUAAACUUAUGCAGCUUUUCAAAGUUGAUUGUUUCAAAAUUGAUGUUUACUUAAAAUAAGUGGUAAUGUACUUGAAUGCACUUUUUUAUGACAAUGAUUCAGUAAUGGUAAUUUUACUAUUAAAGAAAGUGAAAGGUUUAGUUUUGUUAGCAUGGCUCAGCAUGUAGCUGUCAGGUGCUUCUCACCUAAAGGCAAAAGAAAAUGAUAGUCAUAAUUGCAGUAGUUGUAUUGUAUUUUUUGCACGUGUGCUAAACUUAGGCUUGUCAAGGAGGUAAAAGGUAAAUGUACUUCCUAAAUUUGGAGAUAAUUAUCUUUUUGUAAGUUUGUUAUGCUUGACUGUUUCCAUGUUUUCACAGGUCUUUAUCACUUUACUCAUGAGGAAUUAAAAUGUAAUGUUUUCCAAAUGUAUUUUUCCUUAACUGGGUCAUACUGCUAUGUGAUGUUCUAACCACAGACUGCAUUAAUCCAUUUAAACCAGUUCUGUUAUGCUGUGAUUUGAACGUUCCUCACCACAACUUAUUAAAAAAAAAACCAACACUUUCCCACUAA
This is a messenger RNA of Carlito syrichta (Philippine tarsier), 3478 nucleotides long. It is a transcript of the gene SHTN1, whose product is annotated as shootin 1. The transcript is spliced from 17 exons. Lineage: Eukaryota; Metazoa; Chordata; Mammalia; Primates; Tarsiidae. The record is from RefSeq and is a predicted model, not a curated record. The coding region runs from base 44 to 1939 and encodes 631 amino acids.